Molecule: messenger RNA, 2933 nt
Organism: Pseudomassariella vexata
Lineage: Eukaryota; Fungi; Ascomycota; Sordariomycetes; Amphisphaeriales; Pseudomassariaceae
Exons: 3
Coding region: 81-2588 (835 amino acids)
Biological process (GO): regulation of transcription by RNA polymerase II
Cellular component (GO): nucleus
Molecular function (GO): RNA polymerase II cis-regulatory region sequence-specific DNA binding; DNA-binding transcription factor activity, RNA polymerase II-specific
Source: RefSeq, a predicted model, not a curated record
GUUUCGGAUCCCAUUGAUAGCCCAUUGGCAACAAGAUCCUAUCGACAACCGAACCCCAUUCCGGACUCCCCUCCCCCACGAUGCUGUCCAAUCCGCCACCGAGCGGUCUUCAGGCCCGUCACCAACAACACCGACGCCAAAACUCGACGCCAACGGCGUUCGAGGCAAUGAAGAUCGCCCACAACCUGCCCAACAUGCAUCCCCAUCAGCAACAACCACAACCACAACCACAACCAUCACCGACAAAUCCAGGACGACCACGGGUGUCCCAUCGAAGAGGCAUGAGCCUGGACACCCGACGACAACAGAUGCAUUCCCCAACAUUCCGGCAGGACUUCCAGUUCCCCAUGGUAAGUGAACAUACUAACAACACAGGAUUAACAAAUACACCACAGCAUGUGCUGCGAGAAACGCAGCAGCAACGCAUAGCACGCCCGGGCUCGAACCAGCAAGCAUACGCGAACUUGGCCGCAGACGAGAACUACCUAGUGUCACCCCACGGAACCCCUCAGGAUCAGGGAUUUGACGGACAAUGUCUCGACGCUAGUGGUCUGCCAGGACCAAGGAAUAUGAACAUACCCUUUGACAUGUACAACGGGCCAGUACCGCUGAAUAUGUUAAUGAAGAAGAACCAGGAGAGCUUCUCCGAGAAUAUGGCAGCAUCUCAGGACUUCGAACUGUUCUCAUCCAGCACCAUGUCCACACCCACCUUUAUGAACGCCCACGAGAGCUCGAGUGACGCUCCCGGCUGGAUCUCCGACGGAGAGCCACCAAGCACCAGGCGGAACUCGAGGAGGAUCAGCAACGGGAUCGUGGACAGGUUGAUCAAAUUUGAAAACUUUGGAACAGACGGCCAGCAGAGACCCAUCACCCCCCCUCACCAGAAUGCUAAUAACUAUUUCCCACUUACCCCUAUUGACACACCUCAUGAUCGCACCAUCAAGCACAAAGGGCCACAGCGAUUUGCCGAAGGUUAUGACGAGUCGAUGGAAGAGACGCUCAAGCCCAACCGCCACACACCAAGUCGGCGGCCGAAGACGACCUUCGACGAAAUGCGGCGGGCGGCCGAGUCUCAGCCGAUGAUGCCGGCGCCGACGAGAGCGAGCACCAUGCCGAUGCCGGUAGCGUACGACGCUCCCCCGUCAUCACAGUCGGAAUUCUUCGACAUGAACCAAGUCAACGCCGGCAUGACCAUUCAGACGCAAUUCGAUCACCUCCAAGAUCACCAGAACCCAUUCAGCGGGACACCUGACUUGUCGCAGCACACCACCCCGGUCACACCAAGUAUGAGAGAUUUCAGCGGCGUAUUCGACCAAAAACCAGACUUGCAACCACCAAGCAUGAGCCAAGAGUUCUCGACAGACGGCUCACCUUCCACUUCCACGGAAAGGCCCUCGCACCGCGGCACUCAUCGCAGAACCGAGUCGGUUGCCAGCAUCGCCAGUAUUCAAAGCGCGGCCAGCAUCGCCAGCAUCGACAUCGAGCAGACCAAGAUGACCACUGGUGUCACCAUGGACGACAUCCAUCAGUACAUUGAAGGCCCCGACCCACGAGACAACAAGUGGAUCUGCACCUUUGAGGACUGCCAAAAGCGCUUCGGGCGCAAGGAGAACAUCAAGUCCCACGUCCAGACCCACUUGAACGAUCGCCAGUACAAGUGCCCAACAUGCCACAAGUGUUUCGUCCGGCAACACGACCUCAAGCGCCACGCAAAAAUCCACACCGGCAUCAAGCCCUACCCGUGUGAAUGCGGCAACAGCUUUGCUCGACACGAUGCCCUCACUCGUCAUAAGCAGCGCGGUAUGUGCAUUGGAGCCUUCGAUGGCAUUGUCAGGAAAGUGGUGAAGCGUGGCCGUCCUCGGAAACACCGUCCAGACCUGGAUGAGCGAAAGGACAAGUCAACUCGCACCCGCCAUAAGAACAUGUCGGUUUCGUCCACGUCCUCUCAGUCUGGUUAUUCCGACAGCUCGGCGGUCAACUCCCCGGAGAAUCCUGACCACGAGAACGACUUCGACAUGCUGGAUGACAUAAUGGACGUCUCGCUUGGCGGCACGACAAUGAACCCCACCAGCCUCCAGGGCAUAGGGUCCUCGUCCGCGCCGAUGGCGUCCCUCGGAGCCGAUCUCGCCGCGAGCCACCACUCGCCGUCUGCCACCAGCGUACAUUCAUACGUCUCUCAGAUGUCGCAUAUGUCACUUCACCACCCCGAGCGCAUCGUCGAGACCCAUUUACCGUCUCACCCCACUUCGCCCGCCAAGAGCGUUGCCAGUCAAUACAACGAGCCACCAGAGCUGUCGCAAUCGUCUUCCCCCCCAUCCUGCCCUCGCUACUAUGGCACGGAGCCGAGUUCGAGCGCCGGCGACAUCAUGAGCAGCUCCGCCUCACAAAGCACCAGCAUCAUCCCCAGCUUGGCGCAGGGGCUCGAAGAUAACGAUGACAACGAGGAGGAAGACAUCUUGCUCCAGUUCACGCACAGCGGCGACCCCAACAUGCUCAUGCUCACCGCGGACAGCAAGUUCGACGAAGCCUUCGACAGCACGGUCGGCAUGUUCAGUAACAACGAUGAUCUCUUCUUCGGCAGUGGGUGACUAGCGGACCCGCCACAACGAUGGAUGUCCUUCGUUUGAUUUGAUGUACGAUCAAGUGUUCUUCGGUGCUUCUUGCAAUUGUCUGUUCUGCUUCGGACCGGCGGCGUUCGUGGUCGUGUUUGGAUUUUCGGCCGGAGUCUUACAUGGGAAAAAAAGGUCGGACUGGACUUGGGUGGGAGGGAAUCUUAUGAUGCCACGUUUGCGAAAGGACUACGGAAUACCUCGCCCUUUUAAUGUGUCAGAUGUCUCGAUAAUAACGGUCAGGAGUGAGUGCAUGUGGUUGUACGUUAGGAAUGAAAAUGAAUAUGAACCGGGUUUAUGGGGAACGUAUCAAGCAAGGUGCUA